Messenger RNA from Rotaria socialis, 1377 nucleotides. Lineage: Eukaryota; Metazoa; Rotifera; Eurotatoria; Philodinida; Philodinidae. The record is from the annotation of a GenBank genome assembly.
AUGACGUGCUUGGGAUGUCCAGAUUUAUUCUAUUGCAGUCCACAUCAUAAGGAGCAUCGUAGUAAACUGAAUACAGAUUUGCAAGACUUGACUGAUAAAUGUAAUGCGUUUCUCGACGAAUUCGAAACACAAGUACAGGAUUCACAAAAACAUGCAGUAAUGAAAAUUAUUGACGAAUGGGAAACGAAAUCGAUUGAAAAAAUUAAACGACUAGCACAAGAAACCAGAGAGGAAUUGAUCCAUCAUGCCAAAAAAUUUAUUCCUGGUGUAAAAAUGCAAUUGAUAAGCUUAAGUACUGAAAUUCGCCAAGAUCCUGAUGAUGACGGAUUCGUGGACACUGAUAUAGAGAAUUGGAAGAAAGAACUACAGAGACUAAAAACAAUACUAAACAAUCCACCUGAUUUUACUGUUCGACAAGAUUCCACAGAAUUCAUAAGCAAGAUCUAUUUAAAAGUUGAGGGUAUGUCCAAUAUUCCUGCUAAUGCCAAAUGGACACAGGACGGAAUAACUGUUGCUGGAGGUAACGGGAAAGGUAGUGCAACUAAUCAACUCAGCAGCCCUUGGGGUCUCUUCUUUGAUGAUGAUCAAACGGUGGUUAUUGCUGACCACGGGAAUCAACGUAUCAUCCAAUGGAAGAAAUAUGAUACGACGAAUGGACAAGUUGUUGCUGGUGGCAAAGGUGAAGGAAAUGAAUUGAAUCAGUUGAAAUGGCCAACUGAUGUAUUGAUUAACGAAGAGACGGACAGUCUUAUUAUUUGUGAUUACGGGAAUCGACGAGUUGUAAGAUGGUCUCGUCAUAGCAACGCAAUACAAGGAGAGAUCCUCAUCGACAAUAUCGAUUGCUUUGGAUUAUCUAUAGAUGACCAGAGAUAUCUCUACGUUUCUGACCACAAAAAACACGAAGUAAGACGGUAUCAGUUGGGAGACAAGAAUGGCACUCUCGUGGCUGGUGGUAAUGGCGAAGGUGCGAAUCUCAAUCAACUCCACCAGCCGAGACAUCUCUUUGUCGAUCGACAACAGAAUGUUUACAUAUCAGACUGGCAAAAUCAUCGUGUAAUGAAAUGGCAUAAAGGUUCAAAAGAAGGCAUUAUCGUCGCUGGAGGUCACGGCAAUGGGAAUGCUCUGACACAAUUGAGUUCUCCGCACGGACUCUUCGUCGAUACGUUGGGAGCUCUCUAUGUAACAGACACGAUGAAUGAUCGUGUAAUGCGUUGGCCUCAAGGAGUGAAGCAAGGCACUGUAAUUGCGGGUGGAAAUGGUCGAGAAGCAGGAGCAAAUCAGUUCAACCAACCCGUUUGUUUAUCUUUCGAUCGACAUGGUAAUCUCUAUGUCGUCGAUCGUUUGAAUAAUCGUGUUCAACGAUUUUCUAUCAAAUAA